Molecule: messenger RNA, 4360 nt
Organism: Brienomyrus brachyistius
Lineage: Eukaryota; Metazoa; Chordata; Actinopteri; Osteoglossiformes; Mormyridae
Product: dynamin-like 120 kDa protein, mitochondrial
Exons: 29
Coding region: 144-3035 (963 amino acids)
Biological process (GO): mitochondrial fusion
Cellular component (GO): microtubule; mitochondrial membrane; cytoplasm
Molecular function (GO): GTP binding; microtubule binding; GTPase activity
Source: RefSeq, a predicted model, not a curated record
UUAUUGCGUUCGGACUGGCAACCCGGAAGUGGCUGAUCAGACCUGUCAUUUGGGUUUUCUUUUUGUGUCCUUGUUUGCUCUAAUAUGACCGGUUUUCAAAUGGAGUGAAUUUUCCAAGAAGAGCCAUUAUAAUAUUACUCAGUAUGACUGUAUUGCGACCUGGAAACGCUGUAGUCUGUGUGGCCUGUCGGGUCCUGCUUUCAUCCCACAGUGGGGUGAGGUGCAGGCUGCCCUUGCAGAAGCUGCCCUCUCUGUCGCGCCCCAUCCACCACCGCUACUCUUCCAGCGGCACCCAGAGCCGCAUCCCACGCCGCUCAGCGGCUCGAAACUACAGCUCCCUGACGCGGCCCACCUACCGCUUCCCGCGGCCGCCGCCAGGGGGCCCCGGAUACCAGCAGCGCCGCUCUUUCUGGGUGGCCCGUCUGGCCGCGAGGUUCCUGAAGCUGCGCUACCUUCUUCUCGGAUCUGCCGUAGGAGGCGGGUACACGGCCAAAAAGACUUAUGAGGAAUGGAAGGAGAUGAUACCGGAUUUUAGCGAGUACAAGUGGAUGGUGCCUGAUUUCAUCUGGGAUCUUAAUGAACAUAUCGACUUAGAGAAGAUUACCAAUGCCUUGCCAGACCUAGAGGAACUGUCCAAGCUCCUUCCAGACCUGACAAAGAUGGGCGAUAACCUCUCCUUUUUCAAAAGCCUGAUCUCAAACGACACUUCUGGGGAAGCUUCGCUGAAAUCAGCGGAGGACACCGGAUCUGAAACCAGCGAUAAGCAGUACAAGAAGACCACAGAUAAGGAGAAGGUGGACCAGCUACAAGAGGAGCUCUUGCGAACUCAGUUGAAAUACCAGCGCAUGCUGGAACGCCUGGAGAAGGAGAACAAGGACCUCAGGAAGGUGGUUCUCCAGAAGGACGACAAAGGCAUCCACCAGCGUAAGGUUAAGAAGUCUCUCAUUGAGAUGUAUUCUGAAGUCCUGGACAUUCUCUCUGACUAUGACUCCAAUUAUAAUACCCAGGAUCAUCUGCCAAGGGUGGUUGUGGUGGGGGACCAGAGCUCUGGAAAGACCAGUGUCCUUGAGAUGAUCGCACAAGCCAGGAUCUUCCCCCGGGGGUCUGGAGAAAUGAUGACCAGGUCUCCAGUCAAGGUAACACUAAGCGAGGGACCUCACCAUGUGGCCAGGUUCAAAGACAGCACCCGAGAGUUUGACUUGGGAAAGGAGGAAGAUCUUGCUGCCUUACGGCGCGAGGUCGAGAUUCGAAUGCGCAAGAGUGUGAAGGAUGGACAGACGGUCAGCCCAGAGACCAUCUCCCUGAGUGUGACUGGUCCUGGCAUCCAGAGGAUGGUUCUGGUGGAUUUGCCGGGGGUCAUCAGUACUGUGACCACUGGCAUGGCAGCUGACACGAAGGAGACCAUCUUCACCAUGAGUAGGGCUUACAUGCAGAACCCCAACGCCAUCAUCCUUUGCAUUCAAGAUGGCUCCGUGGACGCCGAGCGUAGCAUUGUCACAGACCUGGUCAGUCAGAUGGACCCUCAGGGCAAGAGGACCAUCUUUGUUCUGACCAAAGUGGAUCUCGCAGAGAAGAACAUGGCUAGCCCCAACAGGAUUCAGCAGAUUGUUGAAGGGAGGCUGUUUCCCAUGAAAGCUUUGGGAUACUUUGCUGUGGUAACAGGCAAAGGCAGCACCAACGAGAACAUCGACGCCAUCAAAGAUUACGAGGAGGAGUUUUUCCAAAAUUCGAAAUUGCUCAAGAAUGGCAUGCUGAAGGCACAUCAGGUGACCACAAAGAACCUCAGUCUGGCCGUGUCCGAUUGCUUCUGGAAGAUGGUGAGCGAGUCUGUGGAACAGCAAGCAGAUGCUUUCAAAGCAUCCCGGUUCAACCUGGAGACAGAAUGGAAGAAUAAUUACCCACGUCUGCGAGAGCUGGAUCGGAAUGAGCUCUUUGAAAAGGCCAAGAACGAAAUCCUGGACGAAGUCGUCAGCUUAAGCCAAGUUACACCCAAACACUGGGAGGCGAUUCUGCAGAAGAAACUGUGGGAGCGAGUGUCCACGCAUUUCCUGGAGAACAUCUACCUCCCAGCUGCCCAGUCCAUGAACUCUGGGACCUUCAACACCACAGUUGAUAUCAAGCUGAAGCAGUGGGCUGACAAGCAGCUGCCGCAUAAGACCCUGGAGGUUGCCUGGGAGACGCUGCAGGAGGAGUUCGGCCGCUUCAUGUCGCAUCGCCAGGGCAGGGACCAGGACGACAUCUUCAACAGGCUGAAGGAGGCUGUACGGGAGGAGAGCAUUCAGAGACACCGCUGGAGCGACAGCGCAGAGGACAGCUUGAGGGUGAUCCAGCACAACGUCCUGGAGGACCGCUCCAUCACGGACAAGCAGGAGUGGGACGCGGCCGCCCGCUUUAUGGAGGAGACCCUGCGGGCACGCCUGAGCGAUACGGAGGCCGUCAUCCAAGACAUGGUCGGCCCUGACUGGAAGCAGAGGUGGCUGUACUGGAAAAGGCGAUCUCCAGAGCAGAGUAUCUGCAGCGAGACCCGCAAUGAGCUGGAAAAGCUGUUGAAACUGCGUGAGGACCACACAGCGUACCUGGCCAGUGACGAGGUCACCACAGUGCGCAAGAACCUGGAGAGCCGGGGCGUGGACGUGGAGCCCAGCCUGAUAAAGGACACUUGGCACCAGCUGUACCGGCGUCACUUCCUGCAGAGGGCGCUGCUUCACUGCAACCUGUGCAAGAGGGGCUUCUACUACUUCCAGCAGCGGUUUGAGGAUGCUGAGAUGGACUGCAAUGACGUCGUGCUAUUCUGGCGCAUCCAGAAAAUGCUGGGGAUCACGGCCAACACGCUGAGGCAACAGCUGACCAACUCGGAGGUGCGACGUCUGGAGAAGAACGUCAAGGAGGUGCUGGAGGACCUCGGCGAGGAUAGCGGGAAGAAGGUGGAGCUGAUCACGGGCCGGCGAGUGCAGCUGGCUGAGGAGCUCAAGAAAGUGAGAGAAAUUCAAGAGAAACUUGAAGCUUUCAUUCAAGCACUUCAGCAGGAGAAAUAGCUAAACCGAUGGAUCUUUACGCAAUGCCUGAUGGGAAAUCGCGGAUCAAGAGUGUUGAACCAGGGCCGCGCUGUCCUCACGAACUGCCUCAGCGCUAAUGAACGCCCAGAGUUCCGUUCCUGGUCUUGGCACUUCUUUGACAAACUGGCUUCAUUUGGGGGGGCAGGAGAUGGUGAGCUUCUGCUGAAGGAAGAUCCCCCCCACCAAUCCAUUUCAGGAGUCCAAAUCUACUGCAAUUUUAGGCCCUUAAACCAUGACACACAUGUUAUUGAUUGGACUCGGGGUUUUGCUGCCCUCGCGGCAGUCAGGACGCUGGGAAGCGCGUCAGCCUUCGUACUCUGCCCUUAGAUUUAUAUGACCUCCCUGGAGUGAGCUCUCCCCCGGCUCCUGUACGGCCCCUCGCCCGUCUGCCAGCUACGGGAGGGGGGGCUGGAUCUGGAAUCCUCAUGGUCAUAAAUCCCCAUCUGUAGGCCGGACGUGUGACGGUGGGAGGCGUGCGCCUCAUGGCUGCCAUCACUGACCCGCGGAAGACGUCCCCCAUCCUGGCGAGAUGCUUUUGCACUUUGUGAGGACGUGCGUAGACGUCCUGCUCCAUGUUUGGCAUUUGUGUCACAGUAAUCCAAUUUUAUCAUAUAUUCUUAAAAAAGAACACUGAGCUAAAGUCAUGAAUUGCACUAAUGGUAGCUCUUGAUUCAAUAGCACUUGAGGAAGUGAUGUAAUUGAUGGGAAUAAAAAUAAAUUGAACAAAACAAAUCUUCCUUUCUUAUCUUUCCACUUUGCACAUGGGUGUAACACUAACUGUGCAGAGGGUUAGGUCGUGGAUUUGACCAGGUGUUGUGCUCUUUGUGUAUCGAUGUGGCCUUGUGGAUUUGAUACCUUGUGUCCAUUUUUAGAUUGGGAGGCUCUCUUACUCCUUUGACCUGGUUAAGACUGGAAUUCUCUCCUGUACCUUCCAUCAUCCCACCUGGUACUCGCAACGAAUCGUGCUAAGUGGCUUAUAGGCACAUCAGUCUGGCUUCAGUCACAGUGCCAGGACAGUCUUCUCAUGUGCUGAAUCCCCUUCGUCGUUACAGCUGUUUCCACUACUGCCAUCUAGGGCAGCGGAGGGGAAUAGCACCAUGCAAGCCCUCAGCAUUUGAGAUGAAUAUCAAAAACCUGUCACUGUUUGGGCAGGCGUUGCACUCCUCAUUUCAGUGUUCCAUAUUUAGAUUCGUCUUUGAUUAAGUCUUGCAUGUUGCAGCAGUCGCCCUUACUUAUUCGUUGUGAUUGUGUUGCACAAUGAUAGUUAAUGGAUGUUAAUAAAGUGAUGCUUUUCUAUCAGACUA